This is a messenger RNA of Lycium barbarum (goji berry), 669 nucleotides long. RefSeq lists its product as uncharacterized. The record is from RefSeq and is a predicted model, not a curated record. The transcript has a single exon. Lineage: Eukaryota; Viridiplantae; Streptophyta; Magnoliopsida; Solanales; Solanaceae. The coding region runs from base 1 to 669 and encodes 222 amino acids.
AUGAAAGGCACAGGUGAUGUAUGGAACCAUGUGGUUCCACGGGAUUGUAGUUGGUACUGGAAGAAGUUGAACUCUCUAAAAACAAUGAUGAUUAAUUGGUACUCUAGAGGACAGUAUAAACUGGCACCUAAAGGUGAGUAUUCAGUAAGCUGUAGCUAUGCAACUAUGCUGGGUACUAUGACUAAGUUGAAGGAAGCUGAUCUAAUAUGGAGUUCUGUGUUACUACCAAGACAAAGGGUGGUAGUGUGGCUUGUCUACAAAGACAGGCUAUUAACAAAGGAGAGGAUGACUAGAUUACACAUGCAAGUUGAUGAUAGCUGUUGUUGUUUGUGUGAUGCCCAGGUCGAUGAGACACACAACCAUCUGUUUGCUAAUUGUAGAUGGAUUACUGAGGUAAGAGAUGCUCUCUCCAGCUGGUGUGGAGUACAGAUCAGGAAGGCAAAGGCAAUGCAAGUGGUGCAGUGGCUGAAGAGUAGGAAGUGGAAGCAAUUUAAAAAGGAAUUGAUAGCAAGUGUAUGGGGUGCAAUGAUAUACUACAGAUGGCAGGCUAGAAACUGGAAGGUUUUCAGGAGCAUAAAUGUCAAUACUGGUUUUGUAGUUACUCAGAUACAAAUAGAAAUUAGAGGAAGAACAGAAUGGCUUAGGAAUUCAAGGAAGGCUAGAAGAUGA